Messenger RNA from Rhododendron vialii, 1575 nucleotides. RefSeq names its product G-type lectin S-receptor-like serine/threonine-protein kinase SD2-5. Gene Ontology annotation, biological process: protein phosphorylation. The transcript has a single exon. Bases 108 to 1322 code for a protein of 404 amino acids. NCBI's taxonomy places the organism in Eukaryota, Viridiplantae, Streptophyta, Magnoliopsida, Ericales, Ericaceae. Gene Ontology annotation, molecular function: protein kinase activity; ATP binding. The record is from RefSeq and is a predicted model, not a curated record.
AUUUGGUCGAUCAACAGCCUCACAUUGAGGGAUACUGACCCAAAACAAGAAUCAAUUUCCACCCUCAAGCUCUUUCUCCCUUCAUUGGCUUAUCCCAUUACCCACGGAUGUGUAAACCAACUGGUUGUUUCACCAUGUCACUUGUCCUCAUCGGAUUCUUUCUCUAUUGUAGCCAAUUUUUUUUCGUGGAACAUUCUCGUUUCGGAGGUUCGAAUAUUCGUUUCUGUGUUUUGGUUGGAUUUUACAUUUUGGUGCGCGUUUUGAACUGGAAAAGAGGACAAGCGGAACUUGAUGAUGAGUUCUCGGUCCAUAACAUACCGGGGACGCCUACCCAAUUCUCAUACAAUGAUUUGAAAACCGCAACCAAUGAUUUUAACAAUAAGCUCGGGGAAGGAGGAUUUGGGUCAGUCUUUAAAGGGACUUUGAGUGAUGGCACCGAAGUAGCAGUGAAGCAUCUCGCCGGAUUAAGUCAGAUCAAGAAGUCAUUCUUGGCUGAAGUUCAGACAAUAGGCAUCAUCCACCAUGUCAAUUUGGUGAAAUUGAUCGGAUUUUGUGCUGAAAACUCUAAUAGGUUUCUAGUCUACGAGUACAUGUCCAACGGGUCCUUGGAUAGAUGGAUAUUCAAAAGACAUCAAGAGCUCACUCUUGGGUGGGAAUCCAGAAGGAAGAUCAUUGCGGAUAUAGCCAAGGGACUAGCCUAUCUCCAUGAGGGAUGCCGACAGAAAAUAUAUCAUUUGGAUGUCAAACCCCAGAACAUCCUCUUAGAUGAAAACUUCGAGGCAAAAGUUUCUGACUUUGGAUUGGCAAAACUAAUUAAUAAGGACGAAAGCCGAACUGUAGCGACAUUAAGGGGAACCCCAGGCUACAUGGCUCCUGAAUGGUUGAGCUCAAUAAUCACAGAGAAAGUAGAUGUCUAUAGCUUUGGGGUCGUGGUCUUAGAGAUCUUGUGUGGACGGAAAAAUUUGGAUAGGUCUCAGCCAGAGGAAGAGAUGCAUUUAUUAGGUUUGUUCGAAAGGAAAGGGAAAGAGGGACAACUUUUGGAUAUGGUUGAUAAAUACAAUGCUGAUAUGCAAUUACACGGAGCAGAAGUGGUGGAGAUGAUGAAGCUUGCAGUGUGGUGUCUACAAAGUGAUUACCAGAGGCGGCCUUCGAUGAGAGUGGCGAUUCAGGUCUUGGAGGGCUUGGUUAGUGUCCAAGACAAUUUGGACUAUAACUUCAUACAUGCUCCGGCAAGAAGAACAAUGGCAGCUACAGGUGAAGACGUGCAUGCUAUUGAUGUUGGCACACCGUUAUUAGCAUCAGUUCUAUCAGGACCAAGGUGAAGGCAAGUUUCUAGGGGGGAAAAAACAUUAGAGUGUAAAUGACGUUGACAAAAUAAGUGAUUAUCCGUAGUAAUUUCGUGUAAAAAACAUGUAAUCCACUUAAGUGCUUUUAUGAUUAUAGUUUUUUUCCUAACUUUUAGGUGAACGUGUCCAAACAAUACUUGGACUUGGUCAUUACUUGGAAACUUCAUGUUUUUGCCACUCUUGGGUGGCUUUCUGUAAUCUAACUUCAAUCUUUUCCAUGCUUCACAAA